CCUGAUAAUUGUAUAUCUUACUCCCCAAACUUUUUGCCUUGUAAUCCAAAUGUACUUUAUUGGUUCAGCUGUAGGUGAGCGUGUACUUUCUCCCCCAGCCAGAGAGUAGCGCUGUGAGCCAUGAGCCGCUUUAUCGGACUGUGUUGUGGUUUUUAACUUCCGCUUUGUUUCUUCUUCGAACAGUAUUGGCUUUAGCUGCUUGAAAUUGUGACAUUACUAUGACAUAUUAGUGGAUAUUCCGACCAUGCCCCAAACAGGGACCAGACUUGUGUUUUUCCGGACGGUCAGCCUGCUGUCACACCGACAUUAGCUCUCUGUUGUCGACUGUAAGCUCACCAUGCCGCUCGCUCCGGCUAACCAGUCCCAGCUGAUCCGCUCCAGCCAGAAGGACGAGUAUUAUCAGAGCUUUCUGAGGAACAACGCCAACGAAGCUUUCCAAACACUAGCUGGAUCUAAGCUAUGGCUGGACUGGAGGAGGGAGAUCGAGCUGCUGUCAGACCUGACAUAUUAUGGUUUAACCACGUUCUCAGGUUACCAAACCCUGGGCGAGGAGUACGUCCACAUGGUCCAGGUGGACCCCUCUAAACUUCGCGUUCCCUCCCGGGCCAGACGGAGCCUCUUUGUCCUCCUCCACUCCUUCUUCCCUUACCUGCUGGAGAAGGUGCUGGUGAGCCUGGUGAACGAGCUGGAGGGCGGGCCGGCCAGCGGCAGGGGGGCGAGGCAGCGGCAGGCAGCAUCCCGGGCCUGGAGCCUGGAGGCUAUUCUGAAGAGGGGGAUGCAGCGGGUGGUGGGGCUGCUGCCGGAGCCCCAAAGGAAGGCCUGCCUCCCGGGUGUGUCGAUCCUCCGUCAGGCUCUGACCCUGAUGCAGCGCCUCCACGUGGCUCUGUUCUACAUCAGCGGAUCCUUCUACCACCUGUCCAAGAGGGCGGCUGCUAUCGGAUAUCUGCGUGUGACAGGGCUCCAGGGCGAUGACGGCACCAUCAGGAGUAGCUACAGGCUCCUGGGGGCCCUGUCCCUCCUGCAGCUCCUCAUCACUGUGUGUCUGCAGCUCAACAACUUCUCAAAGAAGCAGAGAGCCAGGCAGGAGUGGCAGCUCUACAGGAACCUCAGUCCUCAGCACACAAACAGUGGGGGGCCCAGGGGGGCCAGCUGCAUGCUCUGCCUGGAGGAGCGCAGACACUCCACCUCCACCCCCUGCGGACACCUUUUCUGCUGGGAGUGCAUCACCGAGUGGUGCAACACCAAGGCAGAGUGCCCCCUGUGUCGGGAGAAGUUCCAGCCCCACAGACUGGUGUACCUGAGGAACUGCAGCUAGCUCCACAGACACACACCGCUGGACUCUGAAGCUUCUUAAUCCUCCCAGGACAUGUGGAGAUGUAACAGGACUUUGUGCCAACGUACUGCAGCUUUUUAAGUUUAAACCUGUAUGUUAUUUUUUGUUAUGAACUGCCUCUUUUGUUUAUCUUUAACAGAUGUUUGAGAUUAACAUUUUGAUUGUAUCAGUCGGAUCUUGUAAAUAUAACCUUUUAAUUUAAUAAAAAGCUUUGAUUUGAAGAAAA
Eleginops maclovinus (Patagonian blennie) is the source of this 1559-nucleotide messenger RNA. RefSeq names its product peroxisomal biogenesis factor 10 (gene pex10). The record is from RefSeq and is a predicted model, not a curated record. Gene Ontology annotation, cellular component: peroxisomal membrane. Bases 338 to 1315 code for a protein of 325 amino acids. Gene Ontology annotation, molecular function: zinc ion binding. Gene Ontology annotation, biological process: protein import into peroxisome matrix. Lineage: Eukaryota; Metazoa; Chordata; Actinopteri; Perciformes; Eleginopidae. The transcript is spliced from 6 exons.